Messenger RNA from Hemiscyllium ocellatum (epaulette shark), 2950 nucleotides. It is a transcript of the gene map4k2, whose product is annotated as mitogen-activated protein kinase kinase kinase kinase 2. NCBI's taxonomy places the organism in Eukaryota, Metazoa, Chordata, Chondrichthyes, Orectolobiformes, Hemiscylliidae. Gene Ontology annotation, molecular function: ATP binding; MAP kinase kinase kinase kinase activity. Gene Ontology annotation, biological process: protein phosphorylation. The transcript has 32 exons. The record is from RefSeq and is a predicted model, not a curated record. Bases 235 to 2793 code for a protein of 852 amino acids.
GUCACACUUAGACAGAGAGAGAGAGAGAGACAGAGAGAGUGUGGGACUUUGUCACUGGGCACAUUGCUGCGCAGGACAGGAACAGGAACAGUGUGUGAGAGUCGAGAUAUUGCAGGCACGAUGUUCGAGUGAUUGGGAGCCCUGCGAUUCUCGGUGCCUGGAGUGGAGGAGAAUCCAAGGAAGAAAUCCUGGGGAGGAGGCGAGGGAUUGCCUGGGCGGAGAUUUCCCCUGCACAUGAUGAACAGUGUGUUUUACGAUGUCCCUGAGAUGGAGCUGGUCAUCUCUGACAAGAACCCCAUGGAUGAGUUUGAGUUGAUCCAGCGAAUUGGCAGUGGAACAUACGGUGAUGUGUUUAAGGCUCGAAACAUCCAGACCAGUGAACUCUCUGCAGUAAAGGUCAUCAAACUGGACCCUGGUGAUGACAUUUCUUCGCUUCAGUUGGAGAUUACGAUGAUGAAAGGCUGCAACCAUCAGAAUAUUGUGGCCUUCCACGCCAGUUAUUACAGGAGUAACCGGAUGUGGAUUUGCAUGGAAUACUGUGGGGGAGGAUCAUUACAAGAUAUUUACCAGAUUACCGGCCCGCUGUCAGAAAAACAGAUCGCCUACAUUUGCAGAGAAACACUCCAGGGUCUACAGUACCUCCACAGCAAUGGGAAAAUGCAUCGAGAUAUCAAGGGAGCCAAUAUUCUACUGACGGAUCAAGGGGAUGUGAAACUAGCGGAUUUUGGUGUUUCGGCCGAACUGACAGCAUCAGUGGGCAAGAGAAAAUCUUUCAUUGGUACCCCAUACUGGAUGGCUCCGGAAGUCGCUGCUGUUGAGAAGAAGGGUGGUUACAAUCAGCAGUGUGACAUCUGGGCCGUUGGGAUAACAGCCAUCGAACUGGCUGAGUUACAGCCCCCCAUGUUUGACCUGCACCCCAUGAGGGCAUUGAUGUUAAUGUCGAAGAGUAACUUCCAACCCCCAAAACUGAAAGAUAAGUUGAAAUGGUCCUCGGAAUGUCACAGUUUCAUCAAGAUGAGCCUGAGAAAGAAUCCCAAGAAGAGGCCGACAGCGGAGAAACUGCUCCAGCACCCGUUCGCCAACCAGGCCCUGAGCCGGAUCCAAGGGAUCGAACUUCUGGACAAGGUCAAUAAUCCAGAGGCCAGCACAUCCUCACCGACAGACGACAGUGACCUGGAGCCCUGUGACACCUACCCUGAUAAGAUCACCUCGCUGGGGGGACACAUGAGAGCAGAGAGGACUCGCUCCGAGAUCCAGUUCCGUCAGGUCCAGUUUGGACGCCCAAUGAAGAAGGAGACAGAGCCGGAGAGCACCGUGGAUUCCAAUCAGGACGAUGACUGGAAACUUCACGAGGAUGAUGACAAUCUGACUUUGCUGCAGAGCGUGGAGGAGGCUUUGGAGCAGAGCAGCCUGACCAUAAAGCGGGGACCCGCUCCACACCAGGAGGAGAGCUGCAGUGACACGGAUAAAUACUCCACCGUCCGUCACGUCUCACGGCCUGACUCCCGAGCCGAGUCUGAGCACAGUGCCCACCACCCUACACACCCUGGCACCACCCACUCGGACCAACACUCGCAGGACCAGGGUCAAGGGAGAGUGGGAGCAGUGCGCUCUGGGCCUGCAGAGACUGUGGCCCGGGAUUCCGACCUGUCCGAGGGGACCGCGCCGUCCAACGAGUACGGAACGCAAAGAGAGAUUUGUCAUGGACUGCCUCCAACUCCCAAAGUUCACAUGGGAGCAUGUUUCUCCAAGGUGUUUAAUGGCUGUCCUUUGAAGUUGAAUUGUUCCGUCUCUUGGAUCCACCCAAAGACGAGAGAUCAGUAUUUAAUCCUGGGUGCUGAUGAAGGAAUCUACACUCUGAAUCUAAAUGAACUCCAUGAAGAUACAAUAGAAAAGUUGCUUCCCCACAGGUGUUCCUGGCUCUUUGUGCUCAACAACAUCCUCAUGUCUGUCACUGGGAAGUCUUUGCAGCUCUAUUCCCACCACCUGGUGAUGCUGUUCGAACAACGGAAAAACACUCACAAGAGACCGGUCCAUAUCUCUCUCCCAGCCAACAAGCUGACUGACAGGAUCAUCCCCAGGAAAUUCACCCCGUCCUUGAGGAUCCCAGACACCAAAGGCUGUCGCAAGUGCUGUGUAGUGAGAAACCCCCACACAACAUCGACGUUCCUGUGUACAGCCUUGGACAAUGCCAUCGUCCUUCUCCAGUGGUAUGAGCCCCUACAGAAGUUCAUGAUGCACAAGCAAGUCAGCCUCACGCUCCCGAACCCUCUGCAAAUCUUCGAGCUGCUGGUCUUCCCGGGUGAGGAGUACCCACAAGUGUGUCUGGGCGUCCGUGCUCCCAGCCAGCCCGGCCAGGUCCUGCAGUUUGACACCAUUCAGCUCAACGCCACGGGAUCGCUCGGCCCGGAGGCACGGCCAGAGACAUCCUUGAUGAAUGCCAGUCAUGUUUCACAGCUCGAUCGGGACAAUGUCCUUGUCUGUGUUGACAAUUGUGUGAAGAUUGUGAGUUUACAGGGAGAGCCGCGGGACAGCAUGGCACCUGAGCUGAGCUUUCGAUUCUGCGUCCAGACCGUUGUCUGCCUGCAGGACAGCGUCCUAGCGUUCUGGAGACACGGGAUGCAAGGCCAGAGCCUUCACUCGAAUGAGAUUACCCAGGAGAUAACAGAUGAGACGAGAAUGUUCCGUGUACUGGGUACCCAGAGGGAUAUCAUUCUGGAGAGUACCCCCACAGAAAAACCCACAGCCCAAAGCAACCUCUACAUCCUGACUGGUCACGAGAGCACCUACUGACACUGGGGCUGAGGAUACAGGCAGCAUGUGCAGAACUCCAGACAAGAGCAGUGGAAACCUCAGGAAGACAGCAGGUGGGGGCGGGGGGAAAUAACAGAGCCUUUUGUUAAGUAUUAUUUAAGUUGUGUGUGGAUUAAAUUGUAAGUUGAUUUUCUGA